AAGGAUGUUGCUGCUGUUGCUUGAGCUGCUUUGAGCCACACUGUUUCAUCUGGAGCUAUCAGGGCUGAUGAGAGCCUCUCGUCUUUCUGGGUCUGCUGCAGCUGCUGUGUGCACAGAGAGACAAAGAAAUGCUGUAAAGGCAUGUCUGUGGCUUAUUGGUGUUGCUUUGUGAGCCGGCAACCAGAGUUCAGGGAAUUUUAACCUUCCAUGGUUGUGUAAUGGUUUUAUCAUCAUGAUAUCCACAUGGGCAUCAGUGAUUGCCAUGCUGCUGGCAUUUGUGAAUGGAGCCAGAAAUGAGGAUAACAUACAGCCAUGUGCAAAGGUCCAAACGUCCAGCUUGGUGGUGCCUUUGGGGUCACCUGUCACAGCCACCUGUGCCAUCAGAGAUGGCUGCCCUCUGGUCAUUGGACAAAAUAUUCAUAUAGAGUGGCGCCUCGGCGAUCGCUUUCUCCCCAGCAGCCCCGUGGCCAAUGAGAGCAGUAGGGUUUCUGAGGUUGUUAUACCCAACUUCAAUCACACCAGGGUGUUCCUCACCUGCUGUGUCCAGUCCUCUCCUGUUCAAGUGGUAGGAGGAGUGGAGAUCAGAGCUGGAUAUCCACCAGAGGCACCCCAAAACCUCAGUUGUCAGACAAACCUUACCACCCCUAACACCCUGACCUGUACCUGGGACCCUGGGCGACAGGCGACCCACCUGCACACAAAGUACACCCUCCACACCAAGAUAUGGGAUUCAAACGAGAACCACACUUAUAAGGUGUUACCAGGAGUCCACCGCUACACCAUCCCUCGCUCUGGCUUUGUCCUGUUCUCAGAAAUGGAAAUCUAUGUGAAGGCAGUGAAUGAACUUGGAGAAGCAACCUCAGUACCUCUCAUUUUGGAACCCAUCAGUGCAGCUAAGUUUGACCCACCAACAAUUCUGAAGGCUCAAGUGGUGCCUAAAAGGUAUGGCUGCCUAAAGCUGAGCUGGAGCUUAUCUCAACAUCAGGCCUGGAUGCGUGACUACCGCCUGAAGCUGGAAGUCCGACUUAAGACUGCUGAAAGCAGUAAAUGGAGUGAACAACCAAUUCCAUUGAGCCGAGUUAGACCAACCAGACCUGUGGAACAGUGUCGUCUCCUCCAUGGGACUCACUAUCUCAUCCAGAUUAGAGUCAGAUACCAGCAGAGCCCCUGGAGUGAAUGGAGCAGCAGCCAGUCUGGAGUCACCUUGGAGAGUGCUCCCACUGGACGCCUAGACUCGUGGAUGAAGGUAUCAGGGGACAAACAACGCAAUAUACACUUGUUUUGGAAGCCAUCAAAACAAUUCCGUGCCAACGGCCAAAAUGUGUCAUACAUUGUCUCAGUGCAAAAACUGCCAGGUGAAAAGGGAAAGGUGUGCUCUACAAUGGGGAAUUACUGUACUUUCCAGCUUCACAGAGGAGCAAAGAAAGUGUAUCUGAGUGCUGUAAAUGCAGCAGGGAAAUCCUCCCCCACAGAAGUUCAGAUUUACCUAACUAAAGGUCAUACAGUGAUAUCAAAUGUCACAGUCACUCCUCAUGAUGACAGAUCCCUACUGGUCCAGUGGAGAAGCCUGCUUUCUUCCAGUCUCACUGGUUUUGUGGUGGAAUGGAGACCUUUGUUAAAAACAGACCUCUCUCUCGUCCAGUUUGAAAUAACUGACAGAAACCAGACACGCCUUGUUAUAACAGGAAGCUUUGAGCCCUACAAGCCCUAUGGGAUCUCUGUGUAUCCUAGGUUUAAGGAUGGGAUAGGCCUUCCUCAGACUGUUAAUGCCUACUCAAGACAAAAGGCUCCAUCCAUGGUUCCAAAAUUAAGAAUUAAAAAGACCUGGCAAUCACAUAUUGAGCUUUACUGGGAUGAAAUACCAUUAGACCAAAGGAAUGGAAUUAUCCAGAACUACAAAGUCUUCUACUGGAAUGAGAAGGCACUCAUUAAUGCUGUGAAUGUGGAACCGGAAGAAAGGAGGUUGGUCCUGAAAGACCUCAACACUGGGUCUUUGUAUGAAGCUUUCAUGAUGGCUAGCACGUUUGGUGGGAGCCUGAAUGGGUCAACAAUUCAUUUCGAAAUCGAGCCCUUUGAUGCGGUUGCUGUUGUGAUGAUUGUAACUGUGUCUGGUGUUGGACUAUCAUUGUUGAUUAUCUUCACAGUCAUGACUUGUUUUUCCAACCACAAAAGGAUGAAAAGGCGUUUCUGGCCAGUUGUUCCAGAUCCAGCUAACAGCAGUGUCAAGAGAUGGACAUCCGACUCAACACAGGAUGCCUGUCUUGCCUCAGACAGCGAAGAGCCCAAUCCAAUAUACCUGUCCCAUCUCAGUUUCCUGGACCUCCCUGUGAAACUAAGUAAAGAGCACGAUGACACAUGGUUAAGCAGUGCAGAGGACACCAGUGACCUUGGAGAGUCCAUAUGUGGUUCACCAUUCAUCCCUGGCUACUCUGGUUCAAACAGUGACUCUGUUCCUUAUGCCACUGUUAUGUUCUCUGGUCCUUGCAACAGUCCUGCACCUAACGUGCCUCAUGUCUACGUGCGUUCUGAGUCCACACAGCCUCUCUUGGAGACUGAAGAAUCCUUCAGUCCAAAGUGCUACAGGAAUAUGGCGACUGAAAGGAUGCCAAGAGAGCAAUGUUUUUUUGGAUCGUGCCAUGAUUUUGCACCAGAAGAAGCGGCAGACCCAGACAUUCUUUGGGAUGACUUUCCUUUUCUACGAGCAUUAGCAAUGAAUGAUACUCAAAACGAUUAAAAGUACUGAUUAUAAGAGUAAACGCUUUGCAAGAAGACGAUUCAUUUAUAGAUCUGAGUUUGUGUAAUGAGCCAUUUGUGAUAAGUUGAUCCAGCCUAGCACACAUAAAUGCAUGUUAGAUUUAAUACUGAAAUCACUUUGAUAUUUAAUGAUUAUGAUGCCCAUGCUUUGUCUGUACCACACUUUGUACAUACAUCUCCUCUUUAGAAAAUAAACUGUUUUACCCAAGAAAAAAA
Molecule: messenger RNA, 2970 nt
Organism: Micropterus dolomieu (smallmouth bass)
Lineage: Eukaryota; Metazoa; Chordata; Actinopteri; Centrarchiformes; Centrarchidae
Gene: csf3r
Product: colony stimulating factor 3 receptor (granulocyte)
Exons: 17
Coding region: 233-2734 (833 amino acids)
Biological process (GO): cytokine-mediated signaling pathway; immunoglobulin mediated immune response; positive regulation of cell population proliferation
Cellular component (GO): signaling receptor complex; external side of plasma membrane
Molecular function (GO): interleukin-11 binding; interleukin-11 receptor activity
Source: RefSeq, a predicted model, not a curated record